UCCCCAGCAGGGAGAGAGAGAGGGAGCAGGCUGCUGGGCUCUUCCUGCUGUUGAAAAUUCACUGGGCACUCACUGGAAGUUUUCUUCCUUUCUUCUGCCCUGAAUGUUUUUCCAAACAUGAAGGUAAUAACUUUGUUCAUCUUGGUGGGAUUUACAGGAGAUUUCCAAAUUUUUUCAAGAGCUGCCUCGCCAGUCGAUUGCCAGUGGGAUACCUAUGCCCCAUGGUCAGAAUGCAACGGGUGUACCAAGACUCAGACUCACAGGAGGUCAGUUGCUGUUUAUGGGCAGUAUGGCGGCCAUCCUUGUGUUGGAAGUGCAUUUGAAACACAACCGUGUGAACCUACACGAGGAUGUCCGACAGAAGAGGGAUGUGGAGAGCGUUUCAGGUGUUUCUCAGGCCAGUGCAUCAGCAAAUCUUUGGUUUGCAAUGGGGAUUCUGACUGUGAAGAGGAUAGUGCUGAUGAAGACAAAUGUGAGGACUCAGAAAGUAGACCUUCCUGUGACCUUGAUCAACCUCCUCCCAACAUAGAACUUACUGGAAAUGGUUACAAUGAACUCACUGGCCAGUUUAAGAACAAAGUCAUCAACACUAAAAGUUUUGGUGGUCAAUGCAGAAAAGUAUUUAGUGGGGAUGGAAAUUUUUUCUAUAGACUGAGUGGAAAUAUCCUUUCCUAUACAUUCCAGGUGAAAAUAAAUAAUGAUUUUAAUUAUGAAUUUUACAACAGUAGUUGGUCUUAUGUAAAACAUACCUCAGCUGAAUAUACAUCAUCUAGUAAGGAAUCCUCCUUGUUCAGUUCUUCAUCAUCUUCGUCAUAUAAUCGUAUUUCACAUACCAGUAAAACCCACGAGAACAAGAAUCAUCAGUUGCUGAUUGUCCAGAACACUGUGGAAGUGGCUCAGUUUGUCAAUAAUAAUCCGGAAUUUUUACACCUUGCUGAACCGUUCUGGAAGGAACUCUCCCUCCUUCCCCCUCUAUAUGAUUACAGUGCCUACCGAAGAUUAAUCGACCAGUAUGGGACACAUUAUCUGCAGUCUGGGUCCCUAGGAGGAGAGUACAAAGUUGUAUUUUAUGUAGACUCGCAUAAACUCAAACAAAGCGGUCUUGGUUCAGGAGAUAUGAAGGAAUGUACUGCUUCAAUGUUCAAUUUUUUAUUUUAUACAUCAUCAGAGAACAAAUGCAAAAAGCUGGAAGAUGUCUUAAAAUCAGAUUCAGGAACUCAGGGCAAUAUGGUGCAAGGGGACCCGUAUGUCAGGGGGGGAAGUUUAGACUUUGUGGCUGGCCUCAGUAAGCUGCAGCUGGACAAUCCUGCUGGAAACAAAGGGCGGUAUGCUUCCUGGGCAGAAUCUGUGACUCGUCUUCCCCAAGUCAUAAAACAAAAGCUGACACCUUUGUAUGAGCUGGUAAAGGAAGUACCUUGUGCCUCUGUGAAAAGACUAUACCUGAAGCGAGCUCUUGAGGAAUAUCUGGAUGAAUUUGACCCCUGCCAUUGCCGACCUUGCCAAAAUGGUGGCAUUGCCACUGUUGAGGGGACCCAAUGUCAGUGCCAUUGCAAACCAUAUACAUUUGGUGUGGCUUGUGAGCAAGGAUUCCUUGUAGGAAAUGAAGCAGGAGGGGUGGAUGGGGGUUGGAGUUGCUGGUCCUCUUGGACCCCCUGUGUUCAAGGGAAGAAAACAAGGCACCGAGAAUGCAAUAACCCACCACCCAGUGAGGGUGGGCAAUCCUGUAUUGGAGAACCACGGGAAAGCAGCCCCUGUGAGGAUGAGGAGCUGCAGCAUUUGAGAUUGAUUGAACCACAUUGUUUUCCUUUGUCAUUGGUUCCAAAAGAAUUCUGUCCAUCACCUCCUGCCUUGAAAGAUGGAUUUGUUCAAGAUGAAGGUGCCAUGUUUCCUGUUGGGACUAAUGUAGUAUACACUUGCAAUGAAGGAUAUUCUCUUAUUGGAGACCCUGUAGCCAGAUGUGGAGAUGAUUUACAGUGGCUUGUUGGGGAAAUGCGUUGUCAAAAAAUUGCCUGUGUUCUACCUCCAUUGAAGGAUGGCAUACAGAGUCAUCCCCACAAACCUUUCUAUGGAGUUGGUGAAAAGGUGACCAUUUCCUGUUCAGGUGGCAUGUCCUUAGAAGGUCCUUCAGCGUUUCUCUGUGGAUCCAGCCUUAAGUGGAGUCCUGAUAUGAAGAACGUUCAGUGUGUGAAAAAAGAUGCUCCUUUGAUACCAGCAGGGCCUAAAUGUCAGCGCUGGGAGAAACUGCAGAAUUCAAGAUGUGUUUGUAAAAUGCCCUAUGAAUGUGGGUCCUCCUUGGAUGUAUGUGCUCGAGAUGAGAGAAGCAAAAGGAUACUGCCUCUGACAGUGUGCAAGAUGCAUGUUCUCCACUGUCAGGGCCGAAAUUACACCCUUGCUGGUAGUGACAGCUGUACUCUGCCGGCCGCCACCGAGAAAGCUUGCGGGGCCUGUCCACUCUGGGGAAAAUGUGAUGCCGCGAGCGGCCGAUGCGUCUGCAGGGAAGCCUCCGAGUGCGAGGACGAGGACCAGGACCGCGGCUUUGCGGUGUGCGCGCAGGUGGACGGCGCCCUGCAGACCGUGAGCGAGUGCGCGGCGGGCGCGCUCCGGUGCCGCGGGCAGAGCGUCACGGUCACGGGCACGCGGCCCUGCGCGCCGCCGCCGGGGGCCCCGCCGCCGCACCAGCCCCUGGGCCGAGGCCCGCCGCCCGCGCUGCGCUAACCCGCGGGAGCCGGCCCCCCCCCCCCGCCCCGGCCCCUGCGCUGCGCUGCCCCCCCCCCCGCGCCCCGCCGGGCACCCCAGCGCGGCCCGUGGCUCCGCCCACCGCGAGCCGGAUGCUCCGCCCCUUCGUUAAGAUGCCAGCCCGCGGGGGAUGCCAGGAUCGAGUCCCGCGUCCGGCUCCCUGCGUGGCGCCUGCUUCUCCCUCUGCCUGUGUCUCUGCCUCUCUCUCUCUCUCUCUCUCUCUCUCUCUCUCUCUCUCUCUCUCUCUGUGUGUGUGUGUCUCUCAUGAAUGAAUAAGUAAAUCUUUAAAAAAAUAUAAAAUCUUAAAAAAAAAAAAAGCCAGUCUGCACGAGCAGCACACCUGACCCCUUGCACGAACCGUGUGCUCUUGGACAAACUGCUAAUGUGUCUGAACCGUGACUUUUUUAAAUCUGAAAAUUAGGGGCUUAGCCCAGAGGAAGGCGACUACCCCCGCCCUUUGAUUCCCUCGAGUAUGAUUGACCCCCCCCAUGAUCGACCCCACCCACCGGGGGCCGGAACACCCAGGCUGUACACGUGGAUCAGGAAAACUGGAAGGUCAGAGAGGUUGGCUUGCUUCCCCCAGUGAAGCUGAAUAAGGCAAAGGGCGCCUUGAAUGGAAAAAGGCAGAUCCGGCCAUCCCACCCCAAGCGGCCACCUCAGCUGCUCGAUGAGGACUCAAGCACCACAUGCAGGGAUCCCUAAAUCUUGUCGGGAGAUGCACCCCCUGGAAAGUCUGAACCACUGUGCUGUAGUCACUGGCGCCUUCUGCCUUCUUGUCUGACGACAAAGACAAUCCCAUCUUCUCUCUGGGGCUUUUCUUUAGUAUGUGUCAAGCACAAGAAAUGCAAUUUGUGUGCUUUCUCCCCCCUUUCUUUUGUAGGAGGCAUCAGUUCUGGCCUGAGCUAUUGAGAGAUUGUGUAUUUGACAGAACGGUUUUCUUGCAUAUGAAUACAUGCUUGGAUUUUUCAGGGGGCCAUACAGGUACAUCAAUUGGAGACAUUGGCCUUCUAUUUAUUCCUUUUUCAAUGUUUCAUCAAAACAAAAAAGCAGCUGUGGGAGAUGAAAUGAGUGGGCUUAAAUGGAAUUUAAAAUAUGCUUUUAUAUACACAUAAUAUCUGUGUACUUUUCUGGUACUGAUAAAUACAUUUCAACAAAACCUUAGUUAAAAUGACAAUGAUUAAAAUCUCAUUAAAGAUA
Nyctereutes procyonoides (raccoon dog) is the source of this 3933-nucleotide messenger RNA. It is a transcript of the gene C7, whose product is annotated as complement C7. The transcript is spliced from 18 exons. The coding region runs from base 118 to 2715 and encodes 865 amino acids. Gene Ontology annotation, molecular function: protein binding. Gene Ontology annotation, cellular component: membrane attack complex. The record is from RefSeq and is a predicted model, not a curated record. Gene Ontology annotation, biological process: immune response. NCBI's taxonomy places the organism in Eukaryota, Metazoa, Chordata, Mammalia, Carnivora, Canidae.